Symsagittifera roscoffensis is the source of this 728-nucleotide messenger RNA. RefSeq lists its product as uncharacterized. The coding region runs from base 170 to 658 and encodes 162 amino acids. The record is from RefSeq and is a predicted model, not a curated record. Lineage: Eukaryota; Metazoa; Xenacoelomorpha; Acoela; Convolutidae. The transcript has 3 exons.
UAAUUACCAUAUGAAAGAUAACUAACCAUAAAAGUCAACUAUAAACUACGCUUUUUACACAGUUCAAAAAUUUUCGCAUACCAACAUCUAAGUAUACCAUAACAUUCAUUCUUUGUGCUUUAAAUUUUUGAGUUUUAUCUGAUUCCGAAGAAGUGCAAGCAAAUUAAACAUGGUGUGUAAAGAGUGUAAGGCGCCUGCAGUUCUGUUCACUUGUAAGAAAUGUGAAAUGGACACAUGCAACAAGUGUAAUGUGGACCAGAUCGAGGAAAAACUCGGCGUGAAGCAGCGCCUGAAAAACGGGAGUGAUUGCAUUCUAUGUGGAGCUGAGAAGUCAAUGGCCCUGGUAACAGCUCUAACCAAGACGAGCAAAAAGUCAAACGAUUCCCUAAAAACAGUGCUUACAGGCUCCAAACUUGGCAAAGGUGUUUAUUUCAAAUGCCAAUUAUCAAUGUCAAUGCCGACUCGUUUCCACUUUUAUUCAACCGGCAGGUCAGUCGAAGGACCAAUUGAAGGAUGCGUUGGAGGGGAAGGUGGAAUUGGCGGGCACCAAGAAGACUGUACAGCAGACUGUACAGAAGCAGACCGUGCUCGCAGCUAUGGGCAAUGGAAGCAAGUCCAAAUAAACCAAAUGUUUGGUAUUAAAAUGAGUUAUAUCUAAUCUGACCAGAUGUAGAAGAUUAACUAUUGUGAAAUUAUAUUGAUUAAUUUAAUUGAAACUGUAAGAAAAA